UAAAAUCAACACUUUGAUAAAAAGCAUAUAUUAGAAAUGUACAGUUUUGUUUUACGUAUGUUCAACCAACAAUAAUUAUAUUCUCAACUUAAAAAAAGCCUUUUUUCAUUUCUUAACUUAAGAGGCAAGCUUUUCCAAAUGAUGUUGUUUGUAUUCAUUGGCUGUACAAUAACAUAGUUUGCAUGUCAUUCCUGUGCCAAACUAUUUAUAAAGGAAUCAACAUCUUUCAUUCCUGGAAGUGGAAAUGACGUCAUUGUUUUAACUGUAUUACAAGUGUUCUUCUAUAUAUGCAAGUAGCAUCGUUUGCGGGUGACAAUGAUAAAGGGGUUAUGGUUAACAAACUUGUCAUUUUCAUUGCUCACGCAUGCGCGACUUUAGCGACAAACUGGAGCAUGGCUUAAACAUAUGUAGCUUCUUCAUUCGCUAUUAAACACAUGGAACCUGUCACCAGUGCUUUAUUACAAAAACUUAUUCUUAAUUAAAUCGAAAUGUCAUAUCUACAGUACGUCAGUAUUCCAGCUGUUGUUUGUGGUUCAAUAAUUUUUUCUCAAGAAAAUAACACAUGGGAGUUAAAUGUUUCCAAAGGAACUGUUCUUGCGUUUAUUUCUAAUAUAUGUUUAUCCCUGAGAAACGUGUACAUGAAAAAGAAUUACAUAUCACAUUCUAAGUUCAUAAUUAACAAAACCCAUAUUGGAUUAGGACUAUUUGUUGGUUUUGCCGUAGGAGCAUUGGUUCUUGUGAACAUCGGGAUAGCACCCCCAGGAUCCCCAAAAUUAUACUUUCUUCUCACAGGAUCUUCUUUAUUUCAUGCUAUUUAUAGCUACAUAUCUACGGUAGUUGUACUUCACCAUUUUUCUGUUAUUGGUCAUGCAUUUGGAAACAUUUUGAAAAGACUUGCUGUUCUUGGUUUAUCAUACGUAACAGGCUCCAAAACAUCGUCAAUCGUAAAUUGUAUUGGACUUUUCAUAUGUGCAACAGGCCUGACAAUUUAUGCGUUUUCUAAAGUAAAAGAGUUGAAUCAGCACCAAAUUAACAAAGAGUUUCAAACUGUGAUGAGCUACAAAAGACAUUUAUUCUUUACCUUGGUUACUAUCAUUGUAUUUUUUCUGGCAGUGACUCAGUUCUUCGAGAGACAUAUGACGUUAGAGUUAUUGAAAUGUAGAACGAAAUAUGUUGAUGGAAAUAAUGGUAGUUAUAAAUUGCUGUGGAAUAAUUUAUCUCUGUCAAAGCAAGCGACAUUCAACAUCAAAGACUUCCUAACAUUAGAUCUAGCACACAAUCCAGAAGAAAGUAAUAAACUUUCUCCAUUACUUACAAAACGGUCAGCUGUAAUUGACGAAGCUCAGAGAAUUCACAUGAAUAUUUUCAAGUCCCUGUUGGGCGGGUAUAAGUAUGCAAUUCUAUUCGAUCUAACUCCCUCGGAAAACAAAGGUGACUCGGCGAUUACUGUUGGAGAAAUAUUGCUUUUGAGGAAACUCAAAAUCGAAAUUGUGUUUGCAUGCAAAUAUUUUGCUGCGGAUUAUCAGUUUGAAAGAGCUUACAACAUCAGUAAAACAUAUUCAAGUAAAGAUCUUGUCAUUCUUUUUAAUGGUGGCGGAAAUGUCAUUGGUUGGCAUGAGGCGGACGUUGCUCGUAGUAAACAAAUAGCAAGAUUUAUGCAGUUCAAUAUUGUCAUGUUUCCACAAAGUAUUUUGAUGAUGGGAGGUGAUUCCCUCAUAAAAUUUUGCCAGAAAAUAUAUGCAUCUCAUCCGAGACUUACCUUUCUAUGGCGAGAUAAGGUAUCUUUUGAGCUUGGAAAGAAGCUCUUCCCUAAGGUACGGUCGUUAUUAUCACCAGAUCUUGCCUACCAGAUUGGUUUCGUUCCUCGUUUCAUGCAUCCAACGUUUGAUAUACUUUGGAUAAAGCGCACCGAUAAAGAGUCUCCACACUACAAUACACCGGCAGCUCCGGAAGGAUAUCGUAUGAAUGUUUCUGAUUGGUUGAUGUGGAAAACCCCGCGUGGGGACUCGCCAAUGGAAAACAUUUUUCUUAUGACAACAAAUGGAAUGAUGUUUUUACAGAGAGGUCGAGUAGUUAUCACUGAUCGUCUUCACGGUCAUAUUCUAUCAACUCUUCUCAAUAUCCCCCACAUAUAUAUUGAUAACAAACAACGUAAAAUAUCUAACUAUCACACCACAUGGACUGCUGGCUUAGAUAAUGUAGUUUUAGCAAAUUCUAGUAUUGACGCAGUUGAAAAAGCAAAGGAAUUGCUGAUAAAACUGGAUAAAGAAUUACCUUCAGUUAAAGGAUAUUUCAUAAAUAAAGUAAGAAAAGACAAUGCAUAAGAGGACAACAAGCUAACGAUAUGAAAUUAACACUAUAAUUAAAAUGUUUUAUACUAAAAUGUCAGUAACAAAAGGAACUACUGCAGUUUAAGAAGCUUUAUGCACAAAUAUAAUAAGCACAGAUGAGAAUUGUAUAUUUUCAAAAUGUUUUCAUUUUUGUAUUAACAAACAUGUACCAGAUAUGUCUAUAAAAUGUUUCUAAAAUAAAUGAUUCAAACAAAAAAAAACCCAUAAGCAUUCGAAAGGUCUGAUAUAUCCCCUUUCACAGUAAAUGUUAUAACCUUUGACCGACCUAAGUAUUACCUUGACCUUAAAAGAAACAAGCUGGUUUUUGAGUUCUGCACAUCAUCUCAUACUGGCUUUCAUUUGUUCCAUGUGAUUUUAAAACUUCUUUAGCAAGCUAAAGGUAAUUCAUAUAGGAUAUAAA
This is a messenger RNA of Ruditapes philippinarum (Manila clam), 2751 nucleotides long. RefSeq lists its product as uncharacterized. The transcript is spliced from 2 exons. Lineage: Eukaryota; Metazoa; Mollusca; Bivalvia; Venerida; Veneridae. The record is from RefSeq and is a predicted model, not a curated record. The coding region runs from base 489 to 2324 and encodes 611 amino acids.